Molecule: messenger RNA, 1275 nt
Organism: Cucurbita pepo subsp. pepo (vegetable marrow)
Lineage: Eukaryota; Viridiplantae; Streptophyta; Magnoliopsida; Cucurbitales; Cucurbitaceae
Source: RefSeq, a predicted model, not a curated record
AUGAUGAUGCAGAUAUGGGUUCCUACAAAUCCAAGAGGAGCUGAAAGAUUACCACCUGGUAUUGUUGAGCCUGAAUCUGAUUUUAACCUUCGGCGUUUGUGGGGCAUGCCAAACGAGGAUUUGACCAUCAAACCGAAGUAUCUGUUAACAUUUACGGUUGGUUUUGGUCAGAAAAAGAAUAUUGAUGCAGCAGUUAAAAAGUUCUCAGAGAACUUCACGGUUCUGUUGUUUCACUAUGAUGGACGAGCAAGUGAUUGGGAAGAUUUAGAGUGGUCGAAGCAGGCAAUCCAUGUGAGUGUCCGCAAGCAAACUAAAUGGUGGUAUGCUAAGCGUUUUCUGCAUCCUGACAUUGUGGCAUCCUAUGACUACAUAUUUGUUUGGGAUGAGGAUCUAGGAGUAGAGCAUUUUAACGCAGAAGAAUAUUUAAAACUUGUGAGAAAACAUGGUUUGGAGAUUUCGCAACCUGGCUUAGAACCAAAUCAAGGGUUAACGUGGCAGAUGACUAAAAGGAGAGGUGACAGUGAAGUUCACAAGGAGACCGAGGAGAAACCCGGUUGGUGCACUCAUCCACAUCUUCCACCAUGUGCAGCUUUUGUUGAAAUCAUGGCAACUGUGUUUUCUCGCGAUGCAUGGCGCUGUGUUUGGCAUUUGAUUCAAAAUGAUUUGGUUCACGGUUGGGGUCUUGAUUUUGCUUUAAGAAGAUGUGUGGAACAACCCGCUCAUGAGAAAAUAGGGGUUGUGGAUUCUCAGUGGAUUGUUCAUCAAAGUAUUCCUUCUCUUGGGAAUCAGGGGAAAGCAGAAGGUGGGAGAGCACCAUGGGAAGGGGUAAGAGAGAGAUGUAAAAAAGAAUGGGACAUUUUUAGGAUCCGGAUGUCUGAUGCUGAGAAUGCCUAUUAUCGUGGAAUGGGGAUUGAUCCGCCAAAUUCAACUCAAGCGUAGGAAAAAGGCUGCAACUAUUCUUUCCCUUUCUACUGGAAGAAAUCAUGUGUAAUGGCACUGGUAAUUGUUUCUCUGGUAGUCUUGGAAUUUGAAUAGUCAGUUUAGGAAAAUUGAUACCACUGGGCAGUCUUUUUUUAAGCUCUAAAAGACUUCCAUGUGAGAGGAGAAUUACGGUCUCUAUUUAUACGAAAGUCUUAAAAAGGUGCUUUGUCAUGUCAGAUGUGUGGAGGAAUCUAUGAAGGCAUGGACAAGCCCUUUAAUUCUCUAUGUUGUCUUCUAAACCAUUUUUCUUUAGAUGUUCUUGGCUCUCAUUUAAUUAAAUUGAACGAUUUUGCA